Messenger RNA from Penaeus vannamei (Pacific white shrimp), 2175 nucleotides. Lineage: Eukaryota; Metazoa; Arthropoda; Malacostraca; Decapoda; Penaeidae. The record is from RefSeq and is a predicted model, not a curated record.
AUGGCUAUGGGAGUCGAACUGAUGGUGAUAAAAAAAUCCCCAAAAGAUGAAACGUCCCUGUGGGUUGUAACUAGAGGAAUGGUGGUGGUGAUGGUGAUGACAGGAAGCUACGUUUUACAAGGCAAGGAGUGGGUAUACGGUGUACCCUUUGAUCAAUGUGAAGUUGCAACAUGUCAUAAUUUCGUUGCUAACUACGUGUGUGCCAAGGAUCCCGGAUGCGACAAGAAUAAGAUGCCAGUUAACACCAAGUACACGCAAAGACACAAAAGCCUCCAGGCAAAAGUCCUCCGAAAGACUCCCAGCCAAGGCACCCGACCGAAACACCGACGACCCGAAACGAACGACUCUCCGUCUCGGAAUAUCCGCUCCUUAACCGAAGAUAACAGCCCCAACCACCCUACCCUGACAACAGGGACAUCGAAAGGUGGGCACAGAGCUCUCCCAACACUGGGAGGCAGGGGUCUUAAGGGCGGCUGCAGGCUCGGCUUGAGUGAUGUGACAGGUCUCCUGCAGUGGAUCUUCUCUUUCAACCACGUCAGGGAGAGUUUGCAAUGCAGCGUCGUUGAGUUAUCAGCCUCUCACCCAUGCUUCCUGUCAGCCUCGCCUGUCUCCCGCCAGCGACUCACCUGCCUCUCUGUCUCGCCCGCGCAGGUGUCAGCCAUGGACGGGGACGUCAGCGACGAGAGCCGCCUCGUCUACACGCUGACGGGUGACGGCGUCGCGACCGUCAACAGCAGCUUCUCCGUCAGCGACAACUCCGGCCACAUCCACCUCCUCAGGCCCCUGGACAGAGACGCGCCGACGGGGAGGGCCCGCUGGGAGCUCCAGGUCUCGGCCACCGACGGCGUCCACGAGGCCACGGCGCUCGUCCACGUCAACGUCAAGGACAUCAACGACAACGCGCCCUUCUUCCCGUCGCCGGUCAUCAACGGCACGGUGCCGGAGAACGCCAAAGCCGGCUCCGAAGUGACGCAGGUGUCGGCCACCGACUACGACGACCCGCUGGAGAGCACCAACGCCGUCUUGACCUACGCCGUCGAGAGAACGUCAUUGACGAGGUGUCCGGGCAGCGAUCUUCACCAUCGACCCCAACACGGGAAGCCGAUCUUCACCAUCGACCCCAACACGGGAAGGAUAACGACUGCCCUCUGCUGCCUGGACCGGGAGAAGACGCCAACUUACGCCAUCCAGGUCGUGGCUUCUGACGGAGGGGGUCUCAAAGGAACAGGCACGGUGCUCGUGGUCGUGGGCGACGAGAACGACGUGUCCCCCAAGUUCUCGAGGUCCGAGUGGCUACUGACGGUGCACGAGUCGGUGCCCCUCAACACGUCUCUCGCCUCCCUCACCGUCGACGACCCCGACGUCACCAACGACUUCGCCUUUAGGGUAGUGAAGGGAAGCGGCCACGGCUGGGAGAGGUUCCGCGUGGUUCCCUCGGGCAACGGCAGCGGGUCCCUGCAGGCUGUGAGGAAGCUGGACUUCGAGGACCCUGUGCAGAGGCAGGGCUUCAAGUUCAGGGUCCAGGUGUCGGAUCAGGGCGACUCCAACUGGGAGAGCAGCAAGCACGUGGACUCGGCGUGGGUGCUGAUCAAGCUCCUGGACGACAACGACAACGCGCCGCAGCUCUCCACGGAGCUCGUCAACCUCACGCUCCCCGAGGACGUCCCCGUCGGCCGCUCGCUCGCCACCUUCACGGCCUCCGACAGGGACCAGGGCGGCAAGGGCGAGGUGCACUACGCGAUAGCGCCCUCGAGCGACCCCGGGCGGCGGUUCGCCGUGGACAGCACGGGCCGCGUGCGCCUGCAGCGCGGGCUGGACCGCGAGGCGUCGCCGCACCACACCGUCCUCGUGCUGGCCAUGGACCGGGGUGAGCCGCCCCGCACGUCCACCGCCACGCUCCUCAUCACGCUCUCCGACAUCAACGACAACGCGCCGCACGUGGCCAGCCCCGACGGCAUCUUCGUGACGGAGAACAGCGGGCCGCAGCACGUGGCCGACCUCACCCUCGACGACCCCGACGACUGGAGCCUCGGCCACGGCCCGCCCUUCUCGGUGACGCUCGACUCCCACGCGCCGAGGCACAUCAAGGAAACCUUCGCCGUCGACUUCGACCAGAGUAAGUGCCUUCCGGAAGCCCUUGUUGUCGAUUCCCUUCGCUGGCGGCUUCCUCCGUAG